Puntigrus tetrazona (Sumatra barb) is the source of this 7377-nucleotide messenger RNA. RefSeq names its product zinc finger protein 648 (gene znf648). Lineage: Eukaryota; Metazoa; Chordata; Actinopteri; Cypriniformes; Cyprinidae. Gene Ontology annotation, biological process: regulation of transcription by RNA polymerase II. Gene Ontology annotation, molecular function: RNA polymerase II cis-regulatory region sequence-specific DNA binding; DNA-binding transcription factor activity, RNA polymerase II-specific. The record is from RefSeq and is a predicted model, not a curated record. Gene Ontology annotation, cellular component: PcG protein complex; transcription regulator complex. The transcript is spliced from 2 exons. The coding region runs from base 3549 to 5015 and encodes 488 amino acids.
AUGUUAUAUGUUUUUAUAAUGAAUAUUAAACACAGCAGAGAACAUCUACAGCAACUCUUGAUCUAUAGCUAAUUGAGGCGUAAUGAUAUUGGAAUAUGGAUUAUAACAGCAAAGACUCAAAAUGUAGUCUAAGGUAAAGGAUGUUAAGCUGUUAACAGUUAAUGAAACAGAAGUUCACACAUGAACAUCCCCCCAUUUAUGUCAAGAUAAAUAAAUGGUCAAUUCCUGCAGGUUGCUCCUGGGGGCCCUCCGCUGGCCACGGGGCCCUAAGCAGUCGCUCGGUUCGCUUCAGCCUUGUCUUGGUUUAGGGGUUUGGUGCCUCCCCUCGGUAGAAAUCACGACCGCAGUCAUCUCGUUUUCUCCCAUCAGGGGGCCCCCUCCAUCGUAGGGCCCUUAGAACGGUCCUACCGUCCGUUUGCUUCUAUUGUAUUUAACAUUUCAUGCAGGUAUGGAACGAAUUGAAAUAUUUUUUUUUUUUAUUUUAGGGUCUUACAGAGCUGCUUGUAUAUUAAAUCCAUAAUCAUUUAAUCAUCCUUUUUUUUUCAUGGAAAAAAAGUCUUUCUCAUAUUUUCUGUACUGUAUAAUUUACAGCAUGUGUAUGAAGAUCAUAUUUUAUUUGACAAGUUAAUUAACAAGUAAAUAAAACUUACUGACUGAAUAAUCAGUGUGUUCUUCUGUAUCUGAAUAAACCAAAAUAAAUGAAUUUUGUUAACAGUGUUUGGCAUUCUUGCACUGCUGUCUUUGCUUUAGGAGUAUCCUAAAAAAAAAAAAAGAAUGAAAAAUAGAUAUUUGAAUAUUGUUUGCAGAAGAAACAAGUGACUUGUAUGUUCCAGAGAGAUUAUAACUUAUAUAUGGUUAUAUAGAGCAUUUUCUAUUAUAAUUAUUCCAAACUAGUCUAUUAGAUUUCAUGUUUUAAUGAGACCACAAACCAUACUUAUGAGCAGAAUAACUGCUGAUGAAACACAAUUACCUUUUAAAAGAAUGAUGGAACGUUUAAAAUAGUAUAUAUAGAGAUGGUCAGGCAUGUACUCAGAAGAAAGCAUGUUGGUUGACAUAGAGUUCUGCUCUGUGCUUUGAAUUCAUGUGGAUGUUAUAUUGACACAUUCUACCUACAAGUUCCAGACCUUCAUUACAGAAGUGUUCCUUGAUGGCAAGUGACCUCUUCCUAAUACAUACCAGUUUAGAUCCUCCAAAUUCCUCAGAUCUCGAUCUGAUUGAGGACCUAUGGGAUGUACUUGAUCCAUGUAGACUUGUAUGGAAAUGCCACUUACUACAUGCACCAUGCGUCUUACAAGAACUGCUCUUAAAGUCUUAAAGGUGCCAGGUAAUGGAGUACAGGUUCAGAGGUCUUGCGGAGUACACGCUUCGGUUCAUCGGAGCUGUUUUGGCAGCAGGAGGGGGAUCUCCACAAUAUUAGGUGGGCGCGUUUACUUUAUGUUGUUACUGAUCAGAGCUUAUAUACCUGAGAGUAUGUGUACGUACUAAACAGAAACACUGGCAGCCGGGAGCUCUCCUGCUUGUUGUUCCCACACUCAGAACCAGUCCAAAUGUCUUUCUCUAAGUCAUCCUAUCCAUCCAGGUUCCCUUUCUAUGUCGAGGUGUCAACUGAUCCCUCUCCAUCGCGUUUUUUUUCAGCCGGUGACAUUUCCACUGCCCUUUGUGCUAUCCAGGAUUCUACACCAAUGCUAUAUCUAUAACAAUUGUUAUAUAAUAAAUAUGGCAUCGAUUAACAAGCAAAUGUUUUCAUAGAGUCAUGUGUCUUUAAUGUAAUGCUAAUUUCAAUUACGAUUUUUAAAGAGAUCAUAAAUAUAAAUCUAGAUCAUGUCUUACGCAAUGAUUUAUGUAAUGCUGCAAGGCCGGCACAUUCCCAUUAUUUCUAUUUAAAGAGGAAUGACAUUUUAAAGUCUCUUUUGGAGCUGGAAUCACUCUUAUGCUAAUUUUUCCGUUUUCUGGAAAACGGAUGAAAGCAGUGGCAUGUUUUUGGUGAAGGCCAGGCUCUGAUCGAUUAACAGCUACCCCCAGCCGUGCGUAAGCGCUCAGCUCAGCUCAGCUCAGCAUGCGCGACAACGAAUUGCAGCUGUUGUUGGAGCUUCUGGUGCUUUUAACGGGCUGCUGAAAAGGCAAGUAAGCAAGUAGUUGAAGUAUUAUAUUAACACGAUGACAUGCGUGCGCAACAAGUGCAUUUAAAAGGUUUUGUGUCAUCAAAGGAGCUAGGGUUGCUGUCUGGACACUAUUAGUGUGCUAGGCUUAUAUAUAUAUAUAUAUAUAUAUAUACUUCUGCAACUUUGUUCUACAAGUUAGCUAUUUAUUUAUGAGCUAGAAAAGACAGUGCCAACCAGCUCCAUUCUCCCCUAUGCGAUCUGUGCCAAACAACAUAGACUUAACAAACAAUUAACAGAAAUUUUUUUUUAAUACAGUCAUGUGUCCAUUACAUAAUGCUAAUUUGAUUUCUUAAUAGAUUACAAAUAUAAAUCUAGAUCAUGUCUUAUGUAACGAUUAACCCAGUGCCAGCCAACCCCGUUCUCCCAUAUAUGUGAUUUAUUAUACUGUGCCAUAAAACAUAAAACAACAUUUAUACAGACCGCAUUAAAAUUAACUAUUAAAUUAGUACAGAAAGAGUCCGACAACUGAUGGACUAUUUUGGCCAGCAUUUUUACAGGCAUACAUACACGCAUAAAAAGAAAGGCUUCAAACGCUGCUGCAAAACAGCCUCAGUUCAGAGCAGGCCUACCACCAGCUUUUACACUGAGGGGCAGACAGGUGUCUUGUAUUAGCUGAUCCCUGUAUGUCCUCUUCCUCUCAUAUUUCCUCUGACACUUAUUUUUUUGAUCUAUAUGUGCUGGACGGGUAUCGGGUUGUCAGUUAUGUCCAACAUAAGCAGGUUAUUCCUGUUCUUAAUUCUUACACUCAAUAAGUGAAUUAGUCACAAUAUUUACAUGCUAAUUAAAUUAACUAAAAAUGUAAUGUAGAACAUUGACACGUCUCCCCAGUCGGAUAAAAAAACCCUCCAUACCUUUGCGGUUAAAAAUUGCUGCAGGGUAAACUGAUCUGUGAACAUCAAAACAUAGGCUAGAACCUGCUGUUAGUGAUACAGUAUAUAUAUAUAUUUUACUGCAUGUGAUUAAUAAGAGGAACGACGGCAUCAACAACAAAGCAGAUAUAAUGGGUGAUCAUAAUUCUGGUGGGUUGUAAUUGCAUCAGAAUGUUUAUGCAGUGCUCCCCGGGAAAUAUCCCAUGUGUCUCACAGCUGGCAUGGGUGAACGUGUCAAUGAGUUGAUCUUUCCCGACAGCAAAUGGUUUUGCUAAAGUGCUGACCACUGCCAAAAAGAUACUGCACUCCCCCAUUUGAAGCAAGUCAAACUGCACUCUGGCUCCUCCUAUGGUAUCUUAAACGUCCACCAUGAAGAGGAAGUGGAUUAAUUGCACUCUUUGAAAUCACCAUUGGUGGACUUGGUGCUGCCAAGAAAUUGCAAACAUAGAUCAAACAGACCUUUCAAUUUGUUAAUAAACGUUGAUUCACUAAGUUCACCUCAAAGGAAUCAUCGGCAAUGGAUAAAAUAAAUGACCUGUGGAGUUCCACAGCUUUUACAGACAAUGUCUACAUAUCAAAACGAAGUAUUAGAAAAAUUCUCAUCAACAAGAGGCAUUAUCUGCCAGUGGAGAGUAACAUUACUGACACCAUGAAAAUGAGUUAUAAUCUACCCAGUGAAGAGAUUAGUUCUUCUAGUUCUUCCAGUUGCGAUGAAAGAAACAUCAAAAAAAUACGAAUCCAAGAAAAUUCGAGGACUCGUUCUACAUGCCAUCUUCCUGAAAGAAAUUCGGAACAAUCCUGUGGAAAGGAGAGAGACGUUGAUAUAACUGACGUAAAGACUGAGCCUGGAUCUGACCCUGAGCCGAGAUCUGUUUCCCGGCUGAAUCAAGAGCACUUGGAAGCGACCAGCAUCACCAACGUGAAAGUGAAACAGGAGGUGGAUCUCACCGCGCCAUGUGAACUGGCAGCGAUUCCAAGAGAUCAGCAGGAGACCGUGGGGGAUGAACGCGAGCCUGAGGGAAACGGGGCGGACAGCCCGAACCCUUCUCAGAAGCAGGCUUUAAAAAAUAAUUUUGUCUUCGCGGGCAUGAAGAAGCGAGGAAUGGAGGGAGACAUGGAAAACCGUCCGUACAAGUGUCCGUACUGCAGCUGGGCUUUCAAAAAGUCCAGCAACCUGUUGAGCCACAUCGACACUCACCGAGGUCUUAAACCACACGUUUGUGACCUGUGUGGGAAGGCCUACUCGCACCAAGGCACUCUUCAGCAGCACAAGCGGCUGCACACGGGCGAACGACCGUACCAGUGCCCGUUUUGUGAGAAGAGCUACAUUUGGUCCUCUGACUUCCGCAAGCACAUUCGAACGCACACCGGGGAGAAGCCGUACAUCUGCGAGGAAUGUGGCAAGGAUUUCGUGCGUUCCUCGGACCUGCGGAAGCACGAGCGCAACAUGCACACCAACAACAAGCCGUUCCUCUGCAAGCAGUGCGGAAAAACCUUCAACAAACCCCUGUCUCUUCUCCGGCACGAGCGCACGCAUUUGGGCGAGAGGCCGUUCGUUUGCCCGGAGUGCGGGAAAGCAUUCGCCCUGGCCAGCCGCAUGACAGAGCACAGGAAGAUCCACAGCGGCGUGCGUCCCUACACCUGCUCUAUCUGCUCCAAAGCUUUCACCAAGUCUUCCAACCUCGCCGAACAUCUCACAGUUCACAGUGGAGUGCGGCCACACAAGUGCGCAGAGUGCGGGGUGGCAUUCGCGCUGGCGUCCCGUCUAGUGCGACACCAGCGUAUUCAUGCAGCUGUGCGCUCCUAUCAUUGCCAAAGCUGUGAUAUGUCAUUCAGCCACCUUGCGGCACUCAGGAAGCAUCAGAAGCAGCACGAGGAAGGCACGAUCUUUGUAUGUGGGCAGUGCAGUAAAUCUUUCCCUCAGGAUUCUCUGCUUGCAGAACAUAUGCAAAGCCAUGCUGAAGCUGUGAUUUGCAUUACCUAAACCUUUGCACUGAAGUAACUGGAAGAUAGCAAGUAAGCCUGGGCUAUCUAUCUAUCUAUCUAUCUAUCUAUCUAUCUAUCUAUCUAUCUAUCUAUCUAUCUAUCUAUCUAUCUAUCAGAAUUCAGCCUUAACGACGUAGAUAUAGUUAGACACAUUUAGCAACAUAGUUAUUGCUCAACAUUUGACUUGUACUUAUUUUUACUAGUGUUAACUGCAGGGAAUUGUGGGGACCACCGAUGAAGGACUUUGAUUUCAUAUAAAUCACUGUGUAUAUUCCUAGUAAAAGAACACACCGUAAACACACCGGUGACCCAUUUGUAGAGUUUUAAUGGCAGCUGAUGGCAUCUGGCCAAACAAGGCAGAUUUUGUGUGUGAGAGCAACAGAGAAAGUGAUAAAGAUUAUUGUGAAUUCUCUUAGAGGUGUCGGAUGAACAGUGCUAUUUAAAGUUACAAGAUAUGAUGAUAAAGCUACAUGCUAUUACUAUUACUAUGUGGCAGUGCUAUAUUUUGGUAAUAAACGUAUGCAGGAAAAUCGUAUUUUGAGGUUGAAGGGAUGGGACUUGCCGGUAAUGUGGUACAUGUUACGAUGGAAAAAAAAAUGAUGAACUGUUUCCUUUUUCUUUUGGACUUACAUUAAAGUGCACCUAUUAUGGAUUUUUGAACAUUACCUUUCAUGCGGUGUGUAACACAGCUCUAACUGAAUGAAAACAUACAGCAAUUUCUACAAUCUGAAAGUUCAAUGUGUAUUGUCUGAAUUAUGAAAUAUUAGCAUCUUGCUUGCUCAGUUGUUGGUUUUUUUGUGUUGGUCUGAAUGAAAAUCCAAAUUCAUUCUUUGCCUCUAUAGGUGCCGCUUUUGGAGCUGUAAAAUAAUUUUUACACAAAGCAUCAAUUAUUAUACAAGUCAAAUAACCAGUUGUGUACGAAAAGUUGUACUUUUAGGAUCAAUGAUAUCUUGCACAUUUCUAUUUGAUUAAUGUUUCAAACAUCCUAGAAAUAAAGUUAGAGACAUACCCAAAAUAAUUAUAAUUAUACACAUUAAAAGAUAAGUUAAAAGAUUCUUUAACAUCACAAAAAUCAGUUUUCCGUAUCGUUUGAUCUGUUUAAAUAAAACAUUAAAUUCUGUGUAAUAUUUUAAAGGAUACCUCUUUUAUUUUACUACUUAUGAAAAACUUGUUUGUUACUGACCAUACUUUCUUCCACUGAAUGUUUUCAUAUUUAGAUGACCAAAAGACUGUUGAGCACAGCACAUAAUUCUUCUUUAACACAUUUCUAAUAUAGCUAUCACUGCAUUUAUCUUUAACAAUAUUAUUAUCACCAAUAAAUAUCAUAUCACAAGUCAAUGGUUGUUGGUCAGCAUUCAUGAAAUGUGCAGAAUUAUGUAAUAAUGAAACAACUUUACAUGUAAUUGCAUCAAAAGGAACCACAUUUUGGUUUCAUGGGAAUUUUGAAUAUGACAAAAUUAAACCAUGUUCAUUAAGCAACUGACUAAGGGUAAAUAUUCCAAUGUCAUACCAUGUGCUUAUAGACUAACUGGCAAGCCAGCAGUGUCUGCUUAAUUGGGAUACUAUCAAAAAUUGAAUUUUGACACAUGCCACACUGUUUCUUUAUUUUUAAUGUAUUCGGUUAUCUAUUUUAUUUUAAAUACCACACUGAGAUCUGUGAAGCUGAACACUUUGAGGCCGCCAAAUUCUUUACUAUUAUUUAAAAUAUCUUUUCGUAAGUAGUGAGGUUUUGUUUACAAAAGAAAUCAUAGAGAAUCUUAUUCAAAUCCUUAACAACAUUCUGACGUUGAUACAUAAACAGUUUGAAAUCCCUUUUGGAUAAGAACAAAUGUCUCAUCAGCCAUGCUUUAUAUCUGUUUUUAAUCUUCUCGAGGAUAGGCUUAAAAUUUGAUGCAUGUUUUGCUUCAGAUCUUUACAUGUUACUAUAUGUGACAGUGUCUUUAAUUGGUAUCCCAUUAAUUCCUUUCAAAGGAAGCGUUUGUGAGUCAUUGAGCAAGUAAGGUAGAAGUAAAUGCAUAUUAUAAGACAAUGAUUUUUUUUUUUUUUUUUUUGACCUUGCAUGCAUCUCAAACUGUUGUUGGGGUCUCCCAAGACCAAAAUAUGAACCUUUCUUUAACCAUAGUAGGGGCACUUUAAAUUGUAUAUGUAUGUGAAUAUGUGAUUACCAUCAUAAACAUUUUUUGUUCAAUUAAAACUCCAAAAAGACUAAAUAAAAGUGUUUUUCAGCAUUCAUGUGUGAAAUGUAGUGUUGUAAACAUGAGAGGGUGUAAGAACAGUGACUCAAUCAUCUUGUAUAGGACACUAGACCUAAUUCCCAGAGUUCCACACUUGUGCCAACAUUUGUCCCUCCGCUGCCAGAU